AAACAAAUUCAUUCAAGAGAUGCGGGAGACUCGAAGCGCUGCCUGAGCUUCGGGCAAGCCAAGGGGGAUGAGGGACGCCCAAGAAACAGCAUGUCUGCUUUAGGUACUUCGGGUGAAAUUUUGGAAUGGUUCAGAGCCAAUAAAAUGCAGAUUUCUGCUGCUAUCAAAGACUUAUUUCCCUUCCUCUUUAUCCUGCGAGACAAGAACAUAAUAUCUGAAGAGCAGUUUAAGAAUUGUUUUGAGCAGGUAUCGUCAAAUGCAAAUGCUCUUCACAGAGUGGUAUACAGUGUACUUGAAAGCAUUACAAACAAUGUGUCAGGAGUAAAGGAGAUUUUCUGCCAAGAGAACCUGGAAGCAUAUCCAAAUUUAAAGCCAAUACACGAAAGCCUAGAAAAUGUUCUCCAGCGUGCUACAAAGAGCUCUGCCACAGGACCUGGAAGCAAGAACAUAUUCCAGACAAAGAAGAACGAUUCUGAAUUCUCUGCUCCGAAAGGUGAAUUUCACAUGGGUCUCUAA
Messenger RNA from Lacerta agilis (Sand lizard), 516 nucleotides. Its product is annotated as nuclear body protein SP140-like. Gene Ontology annotation, biological process: regulation of transcription by RNA polymerase II. Gene Ontology annotation, cellular component: nucleus. Bases 91 to 516 code for a protein of 141 amino acids. The record is from RefSeq and is a predicted model, not a curated record. Gene Ontology annotation, molecular function: DNA-binding transcription factor activity, RNA polymerase II-specific. Lineage: Eukaryota; Metazoa; Chordata; Lepidosauria; Squamata; Lacertidae. The transcript has 4 exons.